Molecule: messenger RNA, 1174 nt
Organism: Anneissia japonica
Lineage: Eukaryota; Metazoa; Echinodermata; Crinoidea; Comatulida; Comatulidae
Exons: 3
Coding region: 136-783 (215 amino acids)
Source: RefSeq, a predicted model, not a curated record
GAUGACACGUUGUACACGCAAUUAUAACAUCGUUAACUUCUACCACCAAUUGUUUUAGGCCAGCUAUAAAAGGACCAUGUGAGCUACACAUGGUCUUAUACUUGGACGUCAGCCUCCGAUUAAUCCACGCCAAAGAUGAACUCGAUAUUCUUAACAAACGCAGUAGGCUUACUGUUCUCCUUAUAUUUGUGCAUAUGUAUACUACUACUCCCUGUAUAUUGUGCGCCGGUUAUUUCAACAAUACCGUCUGCAUUAUCGACAGAAAUGACAACUUCGACGUCUAUACCAUCAUCGCUAGUAGUGACAUCUUUAUUGUCACCACCGUUACCAAUGGAAUUGGGGGAAAGAAGGUUCAGAUACGUAGAUAACAUACUCUUCACAAGCCUGUUAACGAACUGUGCUGCUGAACCUUGUAAAAUAAAAAUGUCUCAUUAUUCACGUUACUUGGUUUUUAAUUCUGAUGGCUCAGUUACUUCAACUAGAAAUUACAGUAAUGCAUCGUGGGUGUAUAUGUCAACGUACAACACUGCAGUGGAAUACCGAGAUUCGUUAUAUAAUUACUAUUUAGCUGUAAACGCAACUAACGGCCAUAUUUAUGGAAGAAGUCAGGGUACACAGUCGAACACUCUCUGGUCUGAGCGAAGUCAAGGAACUAUCUAUUCGCCUUAUACCACGUACUAUCUUAGUAUACAGAGAAACGGCGGUGACGUAAUCGGUGUCAACUCAACAGAAUUAGCGUUAAACCCACGCAAUUCCAACUUCAUGAAAUACCGCCCUAAUUGAUGACGUACCUAGCGUCACAAGUUGCGCCCAAUACGUGAUAAAUGACAUUUGGAAUUAGUAGGCCUAUACGGUAUAGGCCUAACUUUAAACGUAGAGUAGAACUAUCGUUAUCACAGUUACAAUAACUGUAACACACGACAGAAAAAACAAAACAAAGGUAUCCAAUUAACAGUAAACGAAGAUGAUACAAGAGAUAAAUAUCAUGUUUUAUUAUUUAUUUAUUUAAAUCAUUAUCAAGAAACAACUUUUCUUAAUGAGACUUAAACAUUUGAUAAUGCUUUGAACAAUAAAUACAGGUCUCCCUGUAAUUAAAGACCCCGUCAAUUAAAGACAACCACCAAUUAAGGACCAUUUUUCUGUGUUCCUAAAUUAACAAAAGUAUUUUAUUAUU